AGAAAAGCGGCAAGGAAAAUGACUUCUCGAAGGAACAAAAUAGGAAAUCAACCUUGCUGACAACUCAAAUGCCAUUUUCCCCGGCAAAACCUAACGCAUGCGCAUACGUUAUUCAGUUCUGUCGGUUGACGUUGAUUUCAAAUCACGCUCGGCCAAGUCUUGCCUCAUCAGCUGUUUCGCCAAUAUAUGCAUCUUUACACAUGGAAAAACACAUGCAAGAAUGCUCACAUUUCGUGAAGAGUGAAGCCCGCAAGAAGCUAAACGGGAUUGUGAAUUGAUCACGGAAAUUUUUAAGUACAGUGGACAAACAAGGAAAUUUUCUGACCUCGGUUCAUUUUAUCUGUAUAAAUCUGGGGUGCAGAAGACAUCGAUAAAGUCGAAGAUCUUUCCGAGUACGGAGGCCUUUGAUGGUUUAGGCUCCCACGUCUGAAGAUACAGUUGUUGAAUUGUGAAUAAGUGCAAGAUGACUAACGAAAAAAGCGGAGAAGACGAUCCGUGGAAGAUUCAUUUCUCAUUUACGGGAUCCACUACGAGUGUUCUCCAAAGAAAUAACGGAAAUCCUUCGAAUAUUUACUUCUCCUCAUUUGAGGAAAGCCAGCCAACUUUUUACAUUUACAUUUUGAAACAAUUAUUCCUCUGGAAAGACAUCGAAAGUUUGCGACGCAUUGUGUUGGAUCCGGAAGAAAUUAAUACAAUAAUAAAACAGAAGGGAACAGCUCUGAAAAGUCUUCAUGAAUAUGAUGAGCUUGAAGAAGUCGAUUUAUUAAGAGAAAUUGACAAAAUCCCAGAUGUGAAAUGUCAUGUUAUCGACGGAAAAUGUUUUACAUUGGAGCUUCGAAUAACAGAUGAAUUUGACCCGGACCAUAAUUUGAGGCGCCUGUUGAGUGAUUUGCGGACUUACUGCAAAACUUUAACUAAAAAUAUCACACGGCAGUGCGAAAGUGAAGAAGUGCAAUCAACACCAGAAAUGAAAAUGAAAUCAAGGAAACGUUCAAAUGGGAUAACUCUGAAAAUGAGACCAAUAACUUCUUAUUUUCCAAAAGAGCCCUGGAGAACUGAGGAAAAGCAAAAGGCUAAUAAUGAUCAACAAGGGAAAGAAAAGUGCUCUAUUCAGAUAGAUGACGACUCUGACUUUUCACCCCCCUUGGAAAAUGAGCUUCGCGCAAUUAAUGUCCACGAUGGAGAACAAUAUUCGAUAAUAAAAGAUUUGUUCUCUAUAGAAACUGACCGCUACUAUGAAGAUGAAAGCUGUGUUGUUGAGAAAACAGGGACAAACAGGGUGGCACCAGAAGUGGCGGAUGCAGGUGAUAUGGAUGUUUGUGUGACACAAGGCUUUCACGCCGAAUGGGUCACGCAGUCAUUUGUAUCCAAAAGAAAGAAACUGAUAAAGAGCUCUAUGAGUAAUAAACUAAAUUGUAGCAAGGGUGGUAAAAAUGGAACUCUUGCUAGAGAUGUUGCAACAGAUGAAGUUACUGACACUGAAGAAAAUCCAGAUAGACAUUAUGCUGAGUUGGACAUAGCUAUUAGAGAGGAGAUAAGAGAUUGGUGUGGUGGGGAAACCUUCUUGACGCAAGAAAGUUUGCGAAAAAUUGGAAUGGUCACAGAACAGGAUAACAGAAUGAAGAACAAACCUGGUCACAAACAGUGUGAAAGGAGCAAUCAUCUUAAUAACUCUAGUGAUAAUGAUGAUGAUGAUUUUGCAAAUUUGAGUGACAAAAAGUCAAAUGAGUCAAGACAUACAUGUGUCGUAAUUCAUGACGGUGAUGAGGAAUCUGGUAGUGAAGAGAACAGUUAUUCAAUUGAUUGCAUAAAAAAAUCAAGCAGGUUUAGAAAGAAAUGUGUCCUCUCUAACAGCAAGGAAUCAGAUGGUGAGAAAAAUUAUCAUCCACAUAAUAGCAAGAAACAAUCAAGUAAAGUUAGAUAUAAACGUGUCAGAACCUAUGAUAGUGAUGAGGUGUCUGAUGGUGACAUGAAUGCUUUCUUCUGUACGAACAAACCUAAAAGAUAUAAACGCAUCUUCACUUAUGACAGUGAUGAGGAAUCUGGUUGUGACAAGAAUGAUUUUUCAAUUGAUUGCAUCAAAAAACCAAGUAAAUUUAGAAAUAAAUGUGUUCUCUCUGGCAGCAAGGACUCAGAUGGUGGCAAAGAUUGUCAUACACCUAAUAGCAAGAAACAAUCAAGUAAGGUUAAAUAUAAACGUGUCAAAACUUAUGAUAGUGAUGACGAGUGAUAGUGACA
Stylophora pistillata is the source of this 2238-nucleotide messenger RNA. RefSeq lists its product as uncharacterized. The record is from RefSeq and is a predicted model, not a curated record. NCBI's taxonomy places the organism in Eukaryota, Metazoa, Cnidaria, Anthozoa, Scleractinia, Pocilloporidae.